Molecule: messenger RNA, 8534 nt
Organism: Labrus mixtus (cuckoo wrasse)
Lineage: Eukaryota; Metazoa; Chordata; Actinopteri; Labriformes; Labridae
Product: NACHT, LRR and PYD domains-containing protein 12-like
Exons: 17
Coding region: 90-3917 (1275 amino acids)
Molecular function (GO): protein binding; metal ion binding
Source: RefSeq, a predicted model, not a curated record
CGAAAGUAAACUCCAUUUUGAGACGACCGAGUGGCGCAGAUGUGAACACUGACGUGGACGUGGUGAAGCAGACUGACUUCAGACCAGACAUGAGUGUUUGUCUAAAGGAGGAGGACAGAUCAGAGUCUCCUCCUGUACCUAGCUGGUCAGAAGAUUUACAUUUGGUCUCCAUAAAUGAACCUGAACUUUCACACUCAAGAUUUGAGUCCAGCAGACAGAGAGCAGAGUCUCCUGUACCCAGCUGUCUGUCUAUGAAGAGUGAUUGGUCCAAAGAUUUACCUCUGAACUUCACAAAUGAACCGGAACGUUUACACUCAAAAUUUGAGUCCAGCAGACAGAGAUCAGAGUCUCCUGUACCCAGCUGUCAGUCUAUGAAGAGUGAUUGGUCCAAAGAUUUACCUCUGAACUUCACAAAUGAACCGGAACUUUUAUACUCAAAAUUUCAGUCCUGCGCACUGGGAGCAGAGUCUCCUGUACCCAGCUGUCUGUCUGUGAAGAGUGAUUGGUCCAAAGAUUUACCUCUGAACUUCACAAAUGAACCGGAACGUUUACACUCAAAAUUUGAGUCCAGCAGACAGAGAUCAGAGUCUCCUGUACCCAGCUGUCAGUCUAUGAAGAGUGAUUGGUCCAAAGAUUUACCUUUGAACUUCACAAAUGAACCGGAACUUUUACACUCAAAACGGAGGAAGAGGAGUCAUAUUAUGGAGGAGCAGCCAUCCUGUGCUUUUUGUCUGAACGUCCUGAUUGAUCCAGUCUCUACCAGCUGUAGACACUGGUUCUGCAGACAGUGCAUCACCUUAUACUGGAUCCAGUCUGGUCCACCAGGAGUCUACUGUCCACAAUGUGGAACCAGAAUAGAACCUGGACUGCAGAUACUCAGCCAGACCAGCACUGAACAAUUAAAAACUGGUCUGCUGGAGGUUUUGGAUGAACAUAAAGUCAGUCUGAGGAGGAGAUGUGAACGUGUGACUGAAGGAAGUGAUGAAGCAGGAAUUAGAACCCUCCUCAACAAGAUCUACACUGAGCUCUACAUCACAGAGGGGCAGAGUGAAGAGGUGAACAUGCAACAUGAGGUGAGACAGCUUGAGAAAGCUUGCAAGUUGAAGACGCUCCAUGACACACCGAUCAAGUGCCAGGACAUCUUUAAAGCCUUCCCUGACCAACAGAAACACAUCAGAGUGGUUCUGACAAACGGCGUUGCUGGUGUUGGAAAAACUUUCUCAGUGCAGAAGUUCACUCUGGACUGGGCAGAGGGCUCAGGAAACCAAGACGUCAGUCUGGUGAUUCUGUUUUCAUUCAGGGAGCUGAACUUGAUCAGAGAUGAGCGGUACAGUCUUCUUCAGCUGCUCCGUGUUUUCCAUCCAACAUUACGGAGGGUCAGAGCAGAGAUGCUCGCUCUCUGUAAACUGUUGUUCAUCUUUGACGGCCUGGAUGAAAGCAGACUUUAUUUUGAUUUCCAAAACAGUGAGGUUGUUUCUGAUGUCACUCAGAAGUCAUCAUUAAAUACACUGUUAAUAAACCUCAUCAAAGGGUGUCUGCUUCCCUCAGCUCUCAUCUGGAUAACCUCUCGACCUGCAGCAGCCAAUCAGAUCCCUCCUUCAUGUGUUGACAGGCUAACAGAAGUACGAGGCUUCACUGACGCCCAGAAGGAGGAGUACUUCAGGAGGAGGUUCAGUGAUGAGAAUCUGUCCAGCAGAAUCAUCUCACAUAUCAAGACAUCCAGGAGCCUCCACAUCAUGUGUCUGAUCCCGGUCUUCUGCUGGAUCACUGCUACAGUUCUGGAGCAUAUGAUGACCACAGAGCAGAGAGGAGAGCUGCCCAAGACCCUGACUGACAUGUACUCACACUUCCUGCUGGUUCAGACAAAGAGGAAGAAGAUCAAGUAUGAUCAGGGACAUGAGACAAAUUCACAUGAGCUGAUGGAGGCUGACAGGGAGGUUCUUCUAAAGCUGGGGAGGCUGGCGUUUGAACAUCUAAAGAAUGGAAACAUCAUGUUCUACCAAGAAGACCUGGAGAGGUGUGGUCUGGAUGUCACAGAGGCCUCGGUGUACUCAGGAGUUUGUACAGAGGUCUUCAAACAAGAGUGUGUGAUCUUCCAGAAAAAAGUCUACAGCUUUGUUCAUCUGAGUGUUCAGGAGUUCCUGGCUGCAGUCUACACGUUGCACUGUUACACAGACUGGAACAGAAAGGAACUGGCAUCUUUUCUGGGGCAAAAACACGUAGAUACAACCCUGGAUGUUCUCAUUAACGGAGCAACAUUAAAAUCUCUGCGAAGUAAAAAUGGCCACCUUGACCUGUUUGUUCGCUUCCUUCAUGGCCUGUCUCUGGAGUCUAACCAGAUACUUUUAGGAGGCCUUCUGGUUCGCACAGACAACAGUCCAGAAAUGAUCCAAAGAAUCAUCAACAACCUGAAGAAGAAGAAGACCACAAUUUCUCCUGACAGAAGCAUCAACAUUUUCAACUGUCUGAUGGAGAUGAACGACCUCUCAGUACAUCAAGAGAUCCAAGAGUUCCUGAAGUCAGAGAACAGAUCAGAGAAGAAACUCUCUGAAAUCCACUGUUCUGCUCUGGCCUACAUGCUGCAGAUGUCAGAGAAGGUAUUGGAUGAGUUUGACCUGCAGAAGUACAAUACAACACAGGCGGGACGGCUGAGACUGAUUCCAGCUGUGAGGAACUGCAAGAAGGCUGUACUUUGUGCCGUUGGUCUCUCAGGGACUCACUUUGAAGUCGUGGCCUCGGCUCUGAAGUCCAACCCCUCCCAUCUGAGGGAGCUGGACCUAAGCUCCAACAAGCUGCAGGAUUCAGAAGUCAAGCUGCUGUCUGCUGGACUUGAGAGUCCAAACUGCAAACUGGAGACUCUGAGAUUAAGUGGCUGCAGUUUGUCAGAGACCAGCUGUGCUUCUCUGGCUUCAGCUCUGAAGUCCAACCCCUACUAUUUAAGGGAGCUGCAACUGAGUGAUAACAAGCUGCAGGAUUCAGGAGUGAAGCUGCUGUCUGAUUUUCUGGAGAGUCCAUACUGUAAACUGGAGACUCUGGGAUUAUAUCGCUGCAGUUUGUCAGAGAUCGGCUGUUCUUUUCUGGCCUCAGCUUUGAAGUCAUACCCCUCUCACCUGAGAGAGCUGGAUCUGAGCUACAACAAGCUGCAGGAUUCAGGAGGGACCCUGCUGUUGAAUUUUCUGCAAAGUCCAUACUGUAUACUGAAGACUCUGAGGUUGAGGUACUGCAGUUUGUCAGAGAUCACCUGUUCUUCUCUGGCCUCAGCGCUGAUGUCCAACCCCUCCCAUCUGAGAGAGCUGGAUCUGGGUGAGAACGAGCUGCAGGAUUCAGUAGUGGGGCUGCUGUGUGAGUUUCUGCAGAGUCCAAACUGUAGAGUAGAGACUCUGAGAUUAAGGAGCUGCAGUUUGUCAGAGAUCAGCUGUUCAAAUCUGGCCUCAGCCCUGUGGUCCAACCCUUUCUAUCUGAGGGAGCUGGAGCUGAGCAGUAACAAGCUGCAGGAUUCAGGAGUGGAGCUGCUGUGUGGCUUUCUGAGGAGUUCAAGCUGUAGGCUGGAGACUCUGAGGUUGAGUUACUGCAGUUUGUCAGAGAUCAGCUGUUCUUCUCUGGCCUCAGUGCUGAAGUCCAACCCCUCCCAUCUGAUAGGUCUGACCCUGAGUUACAACAGCCUAAAGGAUUCAGGAGUGAAGCUGCUGUGCGAUUUUCUGCACAGUCCAAACUGCAGACUGGAGACUCUGAGAUUGCUGGGUUGCAGUUUGUCAGAGAUCAGCUGUUCUUCUCUGGCCUCAGCUCUGAAGUCCAACCCCUCCCAUCUGAGAGAGCUGGACCUGAGUAACAACAACCUCCAGGAUUCAGAGGUGAAGCUGCUGUGUGAGCUUGUGAAGAGUCCAAACUGCAGACUGGAGACUCUGAGAUGGAAAUGAUCUGUGUCUGAGUCAUCAGAGAGGAGUUCUGCUGAGAGAGGAUCAGCUGUGUCUUGAUCCAGAGAGGUCAGAGCAACAACGAAGCAAGUUCGAUGUAAACGGGCGGUCUUUAAGUUACCUGGCUUGUGAAACCUUACACGGCCCUUGUUUUCCAGCGACUUUGUUAUCCAUGCUUUUCUUCCUCUUUUUCUCAAAGUAACACAGUUAACACAGUUAGGAUAGGAUAGGAUAGGAUAAUACUUUAUUGAUCCCCAGAGGGGAAAUUCGGGCGUUACAGCAGCACAGACAAGAAGCUCAAAAAUACAAAAUACACACUUCGUCACAUGUGGACAAAAUGGUGGACAACAAAGGAAGCUGUGUGGCUGCCUUUUGAAAUAGUUUUGAGCUCUCUGAGCUGAGUUCAGUAACUGUUACUUAAACACCAGAAAGCCAGUGGCCGGACUUUGAUUCAACGGCGGGUACACUGGUCUUUCUGAUUGUGAAAGCCGUUGACUGAAGGUAAACUAGCAUAGCAUUACAUACAUAGGUGAACACAGCAGUUCAUCACAAAUAAAACAAAUGCAGCAGCUUACAACAGAUAAUAAACAGAAUGUGACGUCUCGUCAACAAUGAUGCAUAAUUAUCAGUGGUUAUAAAAGAAACAUAACUAUUUCUGAAACUAUUUCUGCCCAGACCAAAGCUCUUACUUGGGGUAACUCCUGGUGAUCGUUGCAAAGCUGGUUAGAUCGUCACUCUGUUGAAUGUUGAAUCAUCAGAUUCAGGCAGGGUUCCUUCGUGGCAGAUGUAGGAAGAGGGUAGCGGGAUACAGAUCUUCGACCAGAGCGUUGCUCUAUAGGGUCUUCUGGUUGCAGGAGCCGAGUUCUUUAUGUGUCCUUGUGGAUUCAGGGAUCAGUGGGCUUCCUUCAGCGCUCCUGUCCAGUUGCGUUCAAUGACGUCUUACGAAAAAUCAAAGGAAAGAAACUCUUCUUUUUGCUCGAACCUGAUAGCAUCUGAUUGCGCCCAAAACUCCUAAAAAUAUGCCAUGGAAGUAGUCAGCUGAAUCCUCUGAUGCUUGAAUUCAGCAUGUGAAGAGCUACCUAUACUGAGCUAGGAGAUCAGCUCUGGAGUUUAACCUAUGUAAGCCAAGAGGAGGAAAGGCUUUGUCUCGAAUGCUGGAGUCCAUCUUGUUGGAGAGGGUAUCCUCUGGUGUCGGCAGACCACACUUGAAGAGAAGGAAGCAAUGCCUGGUGAUUGCUUUUAAAGACUGGAGCUGCCUGUGGGUUUACCUCAGGUUCCGGUCCCCCCUUUACGUCACACGUAGGUGUGAAGUACCGCAGGGGAUUCUGGGAUAAAGAGUCCUUUAAAGGCCUCUUUGUGAUCUCAGUAAAUAACUCAAAGGCACAGACUGUCCUAAGCCUGCGUGGCCCAACAAAUAUAAUGUAGUAUAAUAUAAUAUAGUGCAAUAUGAACAAUAUAGUGUAAUAUAAUGAAGUGUUAUGUAAUACAGACUAGUAUAAUAAUAUAAUAAAAUAUAUAGAAUGUACAGUAUAUAUGUAUAUAUAUAUAUGGAUGCUAAGUAAUAAUAAUAAUAAUAAAAUAAUAAUACAAUAAUACAAUGAUAAUAAUGAAGCAGGCCAUGGGGGUAGUGUUCUAUGGGGGUGAAGUUUAGUGUCCAGGACGUACUGUUAUUGUUGUCAUAGGCUGCUGUUGUAUAGUCUGAUGGCAGUGGGCACAAAGGAGCGCCUGAAGCGCUCUGUUUUGCACCUGGGGGGGAUGAGGCGUUGGCUGAAGGAGCUGCCCAUCUGCCACAGCUCACCAUGUAGUGGGUGAGAGGAGUUAUCCAGGAUGGAUAAGAUUUUGUCCUUCAUCCUCCUCUCACCCACUGUCUCCAAACUGUCCAGAUCAAGGCCCACUACAGAGCGGGCCUUCCUCACCAGCUUGUUCAGCCUGUUUGCCUCACCAGUCUUGAUGCCACCCCACCAGCACGCCACAGCAAAGAAGAGGGCGCUGGCCACCACAGACUGGUAGAAGGUCUUCAGGAGUCUGUUGAACGAUCUGAGUCUCCUCAGGAAGAACAUCCUGCUCUGUCCCUUCCUGAAGAGGGUGUCAGCGUUGUGAGUCCAGUCCAGUUUAUUGUUGAUGUAGACCCCAAGGUGAUGUCCACCCUCUCCACUUCCUCCCCCUGGAUGAUGACUGGGGCAGGGGGCCUCUUCUUCUUCCGGUAGUCCACUACCACCUCCUUUGUUUUGCUGAUGUUGAGCUUCAGGUGGUUGCUUUCGCACCAUGUGACGAAGCUCUCUAACAGUCCUCUGUACUCCUUCUCGUCGUCAUCAGUGAUGCACCCAACAAUGGAGGAGUCGUCGGAAAACUUUUGGAGGUGGCAGGAACCAGAGUUAAACCUGAAGUCUGAUGUGAAGAGAGUGAAGAGGAAAGGCGCCAGAACAGUUCCUUGAGGUACUCCUGUGUUGCCCGUCACUACAUCAGAGACACAGCCAUCGACUCUGACAUACUGUGGCCGGCCCGUGAGGUAGUUAAAAAUCCAAGCUGUGGUGUCAGGGUGCAGCUGCAUAUCCAGCAGUUUGUCCCUCAGGAGGCAGGGCUGGAUGGUAUUGAAAGCACUGGAGAAGUCAAAGAACAUGACUCUCACAGUGCUUCCCUUCGUCUCCAGGUGUGACAGGGCUUUGUGUGUCAGGAAGAUGAUAGCAUGUGCCUAUCAUCAUGGAUGUAGUCUGUAAUACAAUGAGAGAGGCCUUCAAUGUCAUCACCAUGUUCCUCUUUAAACAUUUCCCAGUCUGUGACAUUGAAGCACUCCUGCAGGGCCUCCUCUGUAUCCUUAGACCAAACCUUCAAAGUCCUUGUUUUGGCCCCCUGCUGCUUCACCAGGGGCCUGUAGGUGGUCUCAAGGUGGAUGAGGUUGUGGUCUGAUUCCCCAAGAGGGGGGAGGGAAGAAGAGCUGUAUGCUCCCUUCACAUUGGCAUACAGGAGGUCCAGGGUUUUAUUCCCUCUUGUAGCACAAUGCACAUACUGUUUAAAGUUCGUCAGGACAGGGGAGAGAGAGACAUGAUUAAAGUCCCCGCUGAUCAGUAUGAGGGCGCUGGGAUGCUGGGUUUGUAGUCCCGCGAUCGUAGUGUGGAUGACGUCACUCGCGCUAGCGGCUACAGCUGAUGGUGGGACGUAAACAGCAACAGCAAUGGCAUGUGAGAACUCCCGUGGCAGGUAGUACGGGCGUAAUCCCACCGCCAGCAUUUCAACGUCUGACGCUUUGAAAAAAAGCACAGAAGUGUAAACACUGCCGCUGCGGCUAGGGAAAGAUAACCGCAGCUGCAAUAAUAAAAGAUACCAAAGCAUGAUGCCCAGUAUUACAACUUCGUGAAUUAAACAAAGAUUUGACCCCAUCAGAGUUUCAUGUAUUUUAUUGAUUGAAAAGGAUCUGUGACAAUCAAUAAAGACUAGUUGAUAUGUGAAACUGUUUAAUUUCAAAUGAUGAUCCACAUCGUCAUUGUGAUCAUCAUCAUUCAGUCAUUGUAUGGAUUAUCUGCUUUGUACCAUGUAAAGGCUUAAUAUAACCUGGUGGGCAGAUUUUCUGUCAUGAACCUGAUCCUUAGACAUCACAGAAAUGUAUAGAGAUACAAACAGAUCAUGCUGUUGAAGCUGCAGAGCUUCUUUAAAUGACUAAAGUAAACGUUUCAAUCGAGAUGUUUUCAUACAGAAAGAUUCCCUCAGCUGAGAAUCAUAAUCAGAGACAGACCACUCUUUUUAAAGCUGGUCUGAAACUCUGAACAUCACCUCCUGAACAGCAGGUUGAUGUUCAUUCGUCCGAUAUUUCAAAUAGAUGGAGGACCAAUUUUUUUUUUUAGCACAUAUUGAAAUCUAAUCUUUAACAAAUCUGGUACAUACCACCCACAGGCGGUUUUACUAUUAGGCAAGUGAAAAUGCAAGUGUAGGAGCCGAAUUAGUGCAUGUACUGCAUAAUUAUGUAUCAUAUUUCAAUGAUAAUGUUUUUAUGUUUAUUUAUUUACUUAUAUUGGGGACUAGAUUGUGAUACAUAGGUCGGAUCUGAUUGGUCAGGUGGUAUUGUCAGGUGUUUAUAGGUCACGGGUGAACAGGAAGUUGGUGGCAUAGGUGGUGGGAACAGUAAACGAACGUAGACAAACCAAUAUACGGUAUCCCGGCAACAAUCAUUAAUCACUUAAUAUCAUCAUCACAGUUUGUCUGCAUCAUCGUUCACAAUAAGAAAACUUCACCCAAAGUAAUUACAUUUUGGACAUUUGUUUAUUUUUUAAUUUUGUCAAAACUGUUCUAUUCACCUAUGUAUGUAAGUAAGUAUGGUUUGAACAUUUGGACAUUAGAUAGUCCCUACAGCAAGAUUUGAGUUUAUGAGAGGAAGAAAUUGUUCUCUGAUGCUAAAAUGAUUAUCAGCAGCUUUUAUUUUUGUCUGGAUGUUUUGUAUAUUCAAGUCUAAAUCCCGCCCCAAAAAAAAUCAAUUUGCAAAAGACGAUUCUUCUACUUUCUGGAACUCAUUUUCUUCGAGCCUUUAUUCAGUCUCGACAACAUUUUUGUUCACCAUGUUCUGUUUUACUUUUUCAACUGAGAUGUGUUUUCUGCAGUGUAAAACUCAAUAAAGAUCUUGGACUAUAA